Messenger RNA from Hibiscus syriacus, 2421 nucleotides. RefSeq names its product protein NARROW LEAF 1-like. Lineage: Eukaryota; Viridiplantae; Streptophyta; Magnoliopsida; Malvales; Malvaceae. The transcript is spliced from 7 exons. The record is from RefSeq and is a predicted model, not a curated record. The coding region runs from base 309 to 2093 and encodes 594 amino acids.
GCUUGUAGAUUUUGUUUGUGGCCUUCACUUUCUCUCUAAAUUAGAGCCAUCUUUCAUUUCCCUUCAAGAGGAGCUUCAAAUCUUGCUAAAUUUAGAGCCUCUUUUUCUUACACACGGAUACAAUUAGAAUAACACCGAAUGACAGUUUAAUAAUCACUAGGGCAUGAAGCUCCCAGAAGGGAUUGACUUGGGAUUGACUUUUGAGUCAUCCAUCCCAGCUCCACCAUUGUUUGUAGUUAGUCUGAUUUGCCAUUUAGCUACACUCGUUCUUACUCGGCCUUUAUGGAAUUAACAGAGGGAGCUGAAAGAUGGAAAGGACCAGAUUGGAUUUAAGAUUUCAUCACUCUGGAUCAACAGAAUCAGUGGAAUCUGCUUUAGAUUUGGAAAUAAACUUCUGCAAUCAUCUUAAUCUGCCUUCAUCAAGUACUUCUCCUCUUCAGCCCCUUGCAUCUAGUGCUCUGCAUUCUGAGAGCAAUGCUGCUUACUUCUCAUGGCCUACUUCAAGUCAAUUAGUUGAUGUGGCAGAGGAUAGAGCAAACUAUUUUGGAAACCUACAGAAAGGGGUCUUGCCAGAAACUCUUGGACGGUUGCCAUCAGGACAGCAAGCAACCACCUUACUUGAGUUGAUGACCAUUAGAGCAUUUCAUAGUAAAAAACUGCGUAGGUUUAGUCUUGGAACAGCAAUUGGGUUUCGUAUUCGACGGGGUGUCUUGACGGAUAUACCAGCUAUUCUUGUCUUUGUUUCACGUAAAGUUCAUAGGCAAUGGCUUAGCCAGUUUCAAUGUUUACCUACUGCUCUUGAGGGUCCAGGAGGCGUGUGGUGUGAUAUAGACGUCGUGGAAUUCUCAUAUUAUGGUGCACCUGCUGCUGCUCCCAAAGAACAAUUGUACACCGAGCUUGUACAUGACUUGAGGGGAAGUGAUCCAAUCAUUGGUUCUGGUUCACAGGUUGCCAACCAAGAGACCUAUGGAACAUUGGGUGCUAUUGUAAAGAGCCGAACUGGAAAUCGUCAGGUAGGUUUCCUCACAAAUCGGCAUGUUGCAGUUGACUUAGACUACCCAAGUCAGAAGAUGUUUCAUCCUUUACCGCCCAGCCUUGGGCCUGGUGUGUACCUUGGUGCUGUAGAGAGGGCAACCUCAUUUAUCACAGAUGACCUUUGGUAUGGAAUCUUUGCUGGUAUAAAUCCAGAAACGUUUGUGCGAGCAGAUGGGGCUUUUAUUCCGUUUGCUGAUGAUUUUAAUAUCAACAAUGUAACUACAACUGUAAAAGGAGUCGGUCAGAUCGGUGAUGUUCAUAUCAUAGACUUGCAGUCUCCAAUUAGCAGUCUCAUUGGAAGGCAAGUCGUCAAAGUGGGAAGAAGCUCUGGAUUGACCACUGGGACGAUAAUGGCGUAUGCUUUAGAGUACAAUGAUGAGAAAGGGAUAUGUUUCUUUACCGAUUUUCUCGUUGUUGGUGAGAAUGAGCAGACUUUUGACCUUGAAGGUGAUAGCGGAAGCCUCAUACUUUUAACAGGUCAGAAUGGGGAAAAGCCACAGCCUGUUGGGAUAAUUUGGGGUGGUACUGCUAAUAGAGGUCGGUUGAAACUCAAAGUUGGCCAACCCCCAGAAAAUUGGACUAGUGGAGUUGAUCUUGGGCGUCUUUUAGACCUCCUUGAACUCGAUCUCAUCACAACCAAUGAGGGGCUUCAAGCUGCUGUACAAGAUCAAAGAAAUGCUUCUGCAGCGGCGAUCAAUUCUACCGUCGGGGAGUCUUCUCCCCUGGUCCAGGUUGCAUCCAAAGAUAAAAUUGAGAACUUUGAGCCUAUUAAUUUAAAUAUCGAGCAAGGACAUGUAAUACCGGUCAUGUGUACGAAGUAUCAAGCUGCAGGUAGCGUUGAAGCUGCUCCUAAUGUGGAACACCAGUUUAUUCCAAGUUUCAAUGUGAAGUCUUCGGUUCAUGGUAAUAACCGACAGGAAAACCUUGAGUUCAAAAGUCUUUCAGCAUUACGAAAUGGAUCAGAUGAGGAGAUUUAUGUUUCACUGCAGUUAGGCGAGCCUGAAGCAAAGAGAAGAAAAUAUUCGGAUUCCUUGUGUAGCAUCAAAGACUCGAUGUAAAAGAGUUUCACCAAUCAAGGCAAAUUGCUUGGAGAUAUCAUCUUACCAGAAACAAUCAGUUCAGACAAUUAUUCCUGUCAUCACUUCAAAAAAACAAUGGGGCUUCCUUAAAAAGAACCAAACCAUGAAACUGUUGGGGAGUUAUCAUUAUUACCCCGCUCGAAUCUUUUGGUGUAGGAAUUUGUUAUACGGUCUUGGUUGAAAAAGAUGGUUAGGGAGUAGCUAUGCAAAAUAUUUCUUUGAUGACUGUUUGUGUGGAAUUGGUGUACCAUAAUAAAGCACUCCAAAAGUGGCAACUAUGAGCUGCAGUUAAGUAGAAACAUUGAAU